ACUCAAACCGACGAAAAGAGUGGCCUUUUGCGUGUCCGACAGCCUCGAGCCCAAGUAGCUGUCCGAGUUGUUGGUUUGCCCGUCCAGGCACAGAGCCUUACGAGAGAGAGAGAGAGGGUAUGGGUGGAGGAGGGAGGAGGAGAACGUUGGUGGGGUUGGCUUUGGCAAUGUUUUUGGGAAUUGCAGUUUACUUUAGGCUUUGGAGCAUCGAUUAUUCUAUUUCUUCCGAUGACAAUGAACUCUUAAGGAGACAGUUCGAUCUUGCUAGCAAGGAAGCAAUGGAUGAAUCUGCUGAAUGGAGGCUUAAAUAUGACGAACAAGCAGAGAGCGCUAACAAGUGUGUGAAGGAGCUUCAAGAGAUUAAGGAGUCUUUCGAAAACAAGGCGGAAGAUGCUGUUAACAUUAACGAGAAAUGGGCAAUGCUACAAAAGGAAAAUACGGCCUUGCUCGAAAGGGUGGAAACCUUGAGACAGGAGCUUGAGGAUGUAAAGUUAAAGUGCAACUUGCAUAAGAUUUCUUGAUCACCAAUAAUUUGAUAUUGGGAAGACAACUCUUCAUAUCAAGCUUUGCCUUCAUGUCUCAUUAGCAUGUCUCUGAGGGAAGCAGUGUUUCCUGAGGAAAAUUUUCCAAGUGACUUUGCAGCUUUCUUCUCAGUUAAUCAACCGUGGGAAAUAUAUCUAUAUAUUUUAUGAGAUACAUGGUUCCUUUUGAGCCAUCGUGUAGAAUGCUUAGGACAGUGAGUUUUUCCACUAGGAGGUGCUUAAAGAAUGGCGACUCUGUUCUUCUCAUCUUUUCAACUUCUUAAUUGCUGAGGGGGAGGUCUGGUUGGUCUAAGAAUACCUGUCUUACCAAUGUAACUUUCUCUUUAGUCUUUUAGGAGAGGAAAUCUCUUGUCAAUAGGGUUUCUUGAAAUUUAGGCGGAGAUUUAUUUGGUUGCAAAAGAUUAAAUUUUAUAUAAUUGUCUUCUUGCUGUAAUCUCUCUUGUUCCAAACAAAUGUCGCCCGUUAAGCUGAAACUCCUCUACAGAGAAGUGCUAAUGAUCACCAUUAAAUUUGGGAUUUUAAAA
Messenger RNA from Alnus glutinosa, 1066 nucleotides. RefSeq lists its product as uncharacterized. Bases 120 to 521 code for a protein of 133 amino acids. The record is from RefSeq and is a predicted model, not a curated record. NCBI's taxonomy places the organism in Eukaryota, Viridiplantae, Streptophyta, Magnoliopsida, Fagales, Betulaceae. The transcript is spliced from 4 exons.